Molecule: messenger RNA, 3227 nt
Organism: Cheilinus undulatus (humphead wrasse)
Lineage: Eukaryota; Metazoa; Chordata; Actinopteri; Labriformes; Labridae
Gene: rbm44
Product: RNA binding motif protein 44
Exons: 21
Coding region: 133-2895 (920 amino acids)
Cellular component (GO): cytoplasm; ribonucleoprotein complex; nucleus
Molecular function (GO): mRNA binding
Source: RefSeq, a predicted model, not a curated record
AGGCGUCAAUACUUUGGACAGCUUGCUAACCGAGCCUUGCUCACUUUUCUCUUUUUAAAGCACAAAGCUCACGUUAGAGCUGAAAUUGAACCACUGCUCGGUCUAUAUGUUGUUUUUCCAUCUGCGGUUUAAAUGGACCCACAUGAGGUGUGUCGUAGAUCUUGUACUUAUUGGUCUGUGCCUGUGACCUUCUACGAACCCGUUGUUCUCCAGCCACAGUACGUGACUAAUAAUGCAAGGUUUGAACCGCCUCCACGGCCUACACCUCAUUUUUAUUACCACACGGCGAUAGAAAGCCCAAGUGCAGAGGAGAACAGAAGAUUCUUUCUAAAAAGGUCUGUAUUUGAUUUGGUUGCUGCUUAUCCAUUCCUUUCUCUAACUGACCCAAAGCUUUUGGGUUGGUAUUAUGCAUUGUCUCCAGAGGACAAAAAGCUCAUCCGAGAUGAAGGAGGGUUUCACCCGUUCCUGCAGAGACAUCCUGCCCUAGAGUUUUCCAAAUAUGUUCAAGUGAAGUAUGACACUGGAAGAGCCAGUCCUGUCCAGAAAGGCAAAAUUUGCAAAAGCCACAACUCAUUUGAAGGACAGAGUUGCAGAUGUGAAAUGUCCUACACACAACAAGAGUUGGAAAUGCUUCCCAGUAAUGUUAGGGACACUUUAAGCCUUCCUAGCUGCAGCAACAGCAGGAAUAUACCACUACAAGAUUCAUAUGAUCAGCUGCAAGACAGCUUCCAGACAACCUUCAAUAGCUCCAUGGCUCAGGACCCAAACCAUCAGAUGGCCCACACAGUUCCCACUGCAUAUCAGCUGAAUCAAGACCAAGCAUGGCAGAUGUCUAACAGCAGCAGUAUCACUGUGCGCAAAGAUCCAUCAACUCUGGCGAGUUUCUCUGUGGAUACUGAACUAGAGAGGUGCAAACAGGCGGCAAAGCCUGAGCUCAGCAGCCAGAUUUCAGUGACACAAAGCCAGACCACAAACUUCUCAUAUCCUAAAGUUGGGCCAUCACAAUCCGAGAGGCCAACAGUUAAAAGCAAGUCUCUCUCUGAGUGGUACAGCUUUGACAGUAUCCAGAUGGAUGCUGCAGAGCAGACUGAUAGCAGCAUCAUCAAGUGUUUGAGGGAAGGUUGUCAGGAUCCCACAGACUACAGCGAAGAACAAUCUGUGGAUGACAGUGAAGCUAGAUGUGAAGAUUCCACUGACAUCUUCCACAGUGUCAUGGAGGAUGAUCAGAGUAUACUGGCCUGUUUGCCCCAAGAAGAGAUGACAGCAUUUGCUGGUGUCAGUGAGACAUUGAGGUCUGAUCAGCCAGCAGAAACCACUGCAGACAAAUUCCCCUCCCCUCUACCUUGUGUCACUACCUGUGAUGUCAUGGUAGAAACUGAGCAGACACCAUACACGCCAGCUUUCACCCAAACUGAAAAGCCUCAAACCUCUGACAAAGACAUCAUCACUGAAGUUCACAUGGCAGAUCUGGACUAUCUUGCUGAGGAAUUCAUGAAGCUCAGGACGGCUAAAGAGGAGCUGAGAGCUCAAAAAGAGAAAAUGAAAAAUUGUGGUUGUAAACUUAGAAAGGAAUGUGACUGUAUGCAGCGUGCUCAGCAGGCAGAGCUAGGCCUCCUGGCUCUGCAGUACAGCAUGUGCAGACAGCACUGCUGGAGACUCUACUGCAACUCUGCUGAGAGGGACCAUCUAACGCCACUGCCAGCUAAUCUACCUGCAGACAUUGUAGGUGUUCUGCACAAACUGGAAUGUGACUUAAAUGAAAUGAGGGAUCAGAUCCUGGCAGGGGUCCCUCUGCAGCAGCUGAAGCCUCUGUCUGUAGACUGCACAAAAAUAACCACAGGAGAAUAUUACACCCCUGCACAGAUCAUUGGUGAUGUCCUGGGAAAUCUUUCAUCUUGCAGCUCCAAGAAGCUACGGGAAAAUCAAACUUUGAAUGAAGAAAAAAGAUGUUCCAGUGGUCAGAGUGGAAACACAAGCCAGAGGAAGGAAAAAGAAAUCAAGAAAGAAACCACCAAAGCAAAGCAAGCUGUCACUCUGGAUGUCCAGGAAAAAAACACCAUCAUUCAUGCACAAAACCCAGAAGAAAAACAGACAACGAUUUCCUGCAAAGAGCUGAACAGCAACGAAGCCUGGUACGAUGCUGAAGAAGAUCUGGAGCCUGCAGGGAGGGGGGCGGCUGCUGAGAGGGAACAAGACCCAGCAAUGAUCACUAAAGACGUGACCAGCGGUGAGGAAGAAAUAUUCAGGAAAGAUGCCAAGAACUCAGUCCUGUUUGUUUCCAACCUGCCCAGUAAUGUGACUGAGAAUGACAUGAUGGUGAUGUUUGAGAAAUACAGUGCAUCUGAAGUCAGUAUAUCUGCUUUGAAGAACGGUUUGAGUGUUGCCAUAGUGAUGAUCAGUGGACCCCAGGCUGCCAAAGCUGCAGUGAGAGAGCUCAAUGGUUGCAGCAUGCAGGGUCGUACUUUACAUGUGGAGCACAUCAACAGAGCUGCCAGUGAGAGCCAGAAUCAGGCCUCACUGUCUGUCAGAGGACCUGGGUCUUCACAGCAUGACAACAAACCCCAAACCUCCAACACUGACCCCAGAAAAACAGAGAGAAAGCUGAUACCUAGGCCUCUGCUUAGCUCCAGCAUCAAGAACAAGGAGGUGGUCUGUAUCUAUCCCACCCCUAAGGCAACCUGUGUGCCCCAACACUACUGCACCAUGGGCAGCUUCGACACACUGAUGGCAGAGCUGACCCAGCGACACUCAGGCAUCAGCAGGCAGAGGAUUGUGGACGCUCUGAUUGAGCUGAGGGCUAAACACCAGGGCGUCCUCAGUGGUCUGCCCCUAAGGACCAUCAGAGAUAUGACGUCUGAGCUUCUGACCAGGCCAGCCACUGCAGCACAGUUAUAGAAAAACAGUUCAGUACAAAAUGUUGUUAAAGUUUUGUUGCCAUCACAGUGCUAAGUACAAGUCUUCAAUGAUGAAGCAGUUAUUUUAAGAAAAAAAAAGUUCCAAAUUGUUCUCAAGUUUUGUAUAAUCCACUAAAAUCUCUGAGUUCUUUCCUAGUAGCAUUGGCUUGUUUUUGGUUGUUAAAGAGAACAAAAAUGCCAUUUGAUUGAGUUCCUGCUCCGCCAGAUUUUUUGGCAAAGAUGUUAAUAUAAAAAAUUAAUGACACAUUCAGCUGUAUAUGCAGCAUGUUUGUUUCUAAUUUGUUAUUGUUAAUUAAAAAGGAUGUGUUCAUA